GCCUACGCCUUCUUCUUCCAGCUCCCCCCCUCCGUCCCGUAUUAAUAUCCCGACGUCUACAAUGCAGUUUAAGACCGCAACCCUCCUCGCUGUUGCUGCUGUCGCGGUGCAGGCCGCGCCCGACGGCUUCCAGACGUUGACACUGCCCAGCGGGACGACUACUCUCGUCGUACCCACGGGGACUGUGUCCAUUGAUGUCGUGCAGUCCUUCCUCAACUCGCACUCUGCGGCAUUCGAGACACUUGUGGGGACACAGAGUCUGCUGCAGGCAGAGGCAUCCCUCGCCGCCGCGGAAGCCCUGCGAGGUAUCGGCACUGCGACUCAGCUCACGACUGUCGUAACGACCAUCAACUCUACGCCGAUCGUGAAGGUCUCUUCCAUCGGCGGCAACCAGGAGAUCACCAUCGCCACGGGCACCGCCGGUGCCACCACCAUAUUCGGUGGCGAGGUAUUCACCGCUGCGCCAAACGCGGCGCAGCCGCUUGCCAGCAUUCCGCGCGCGAUGUGGGCCGGCGCCGGGGCGGUUGUCGGUAGCCUCGCCCUUGGCGCUGCUCUCGUCCUCUGAGUUGGUAUAUCUCUGGCGUCCGAGUCCGAUGUCGUAGUAUGCGCCUCAACGUGUUGAUGAGUCCCCAUGCUUGUUUUUUCUUGGACAUCUUUAGUCCAGAUAUAUUAUACCCUGGGAUGAUAUUCAAGUUCGUAACAAUGGUUGUUACUCCUGCG
This is a messenger RNA of Trametes versicolor FP-101664 SS1, 720 nucleotides long. RefSeq lists its product as uncharacterized. The transcript is spliced from 6 exons. The coding region runs from base 62 to 565 and encodes 167 amino acids. The record is from RefSeq and is a predicted model, not a curated record. NCBI's taxonomy places the organism in Eukaryota, Fungi, Basidiomycota, Agaricomycetes, Polyporales, Polyporaceae.